Caenorhabditis elegans is the source of this 927-nucleotide messenger RNA. RefSeq names its product G-protein coupled receptors family 1 profile domain-containing protein (gene srx-6). The coding region runs from base 1 to 927 and encodes 308 amino acids. NCBI's taxonomy places the organism in Eukaryota, Metazoa, Nematoda, Chromadorea, Rhabditida, Rhabditidae. Gene Ontology annotation, biological process: G protein-coupled receptor signaling pathway; signal transduction. Gene Ontology annotation, cellular component: membrane. The transcript has 5 exons. The record is from RefSeq and is marked reviewed. Gene Ontology annotation, molecular function: G protein-coupled receptor activity.
AUGCUACUGAACUGGCAUAUUGGCUUGGCUUGCUUUUGCCUUUCCUUUGUCUCAAUUUGUUUAAAUCUGCUCAUCUUCAUCCCUGUAUUUAGAUUUGCUUUCUUUGGAAAGAAAAGCUCCAUCUAUUUAAUUGCAUUUUUCAACAUAAUCUCUGACUUACUGCAGCUUUUUGUGGCAUGUUUUCACAGUUCUCUUUCUAUAAUUUUUGGACGUUACGUACUCACAGGAGCAAGAAUUAACAAUUUGAGUGUGUUUUUUGGAUGGAUUCACAUGAACGGGUGGUUUAUGGAAAGUCUUGUACAGCCUGUGAUGGCACUCAAUAGAUUUGUCGUAAUUACUCUGAACAAGAACAAUAUUUUCACAUUUCAACGAACAAUCUUUAUCUUCAUCAUUCUUAUAACUUUGACUUCAUUUUCUGCUGCAUGUAUUCAAUACUUUUUACCGUGUUGUGUUUUAAUUGUUGACAUCGAUAUCAUGUCCUACAUGUUUUUGAGCAUUGAGGGAGUUCAUUCAUACUCUAACGACAUUUUGUUAGUCUACGAUGUCUUUUGCACAUCCAUAUCCACAUUUUGCUAUGUGUCCGUAUUCAUUUAUAUCCGCAAUGCAAAUAGAAACGUUGAGGACAGUGUUCAGAGUAACAAAAGAAAACAAGAAGCACGGUACCUUUUUCAAUUUGUUUUCAUUUCCAUUUUCUAUGUGGCUGUAUGGAUAUUGUUCCAAAUUCUCCCGUAUAUUGUUCCGGCAGACCAACCGAUUUGGUUCUCGUCGGUUCCAUUUUUGGUCACACUGAACUGCUCUUCGAAUUCUGUAAUUUAUCUGAUGUACAACACAGAGUUGCAAAAAUCAUUGAAAUCAUGUUUCUGUCGAAAAAAUGGACAAAGCGUGGAAUCGAUUGUUCACCCCACUCGCACUUUAUCUACUCAAUAA